This is a messenger RNA of Teleopsis dalmanni, 1225 nucleotides long. RefSeq lists its product as uncharacterized. The record is from RefSeq and is a predicted model, not a curated record. The transcript has 4 exons. The annotation marks the transcript as partial. NCBI's taxonomy places the organism in Eukaryota, Metazoa, Arthropoda, Insecta, Diptera, Diopsidae.
AUUACAGGUAGUGAAAUUGAAAAAAAAUUGUAUCAACAAAUUGGGGUACCUGAACUGGUUCAAAGACUCUUAGCCCAACGUUGUGUUUGCUUUAUAGGAGGUGGUGACAGCUUUUUAUUGCUAAAUAAUAUAAAAAGUUUCGAUGGCUUUGAAGAAGUUGGUACAGUCAAGGAAAAGCUACCUUUAACUUUACAGAAUGUAUUGAGCUAUGAUGAAAUCAAACUCUCGGCACUUUUAUCAGUUUCUUCACAUUCCGAAUUUAUAAAUAAUGGAAAUCGCAACAAUAAUGGUCGAGUCGAAAUCGAUAAAUCAAAAAUAGUGCCAUGUGGUGUAAUAAUUGGUUUAAUAGGUGCACGUUUCGAACGUAAAAAUGUUAUGGAAUGGCAAGAUGUUAUGAUCACGCCUGAACAAAAUACUUUUCAAAAUGGUUAUGGUUUACCGAUGAAUGAAGCACCUAAAAAUGGAGCAGAAAAUUACAGACGCCUAUGGAAAGAAUUUUAUGAUGAAAAAGAUUUUGAAUAUGAAAAAGCUGCAAAAAUAACAGAUAAACAACGAUUCCAUGAUAUGGAAGAUAUUGCUGGCAUUUUUGACAAUCUCAUGCUAAAAAAACGCUAUACAAUUUCCUUUGAUACUCUCUUACUAGACAGUAACAGUAGAGCAGCAGCAAUCAAUAAACAGGCUUACAUACAUGUAGUUGGAAUCGGACUUGGAGUUUGGAAAGCUGUCGACUAUCAGAAUAAACUUUUUUUGAAAACAUUUUCACAACGCUUAAAGGUGUUGAUGCCAAAACUGUCAAAUGUUGCUGCAGUACAUUUUUCAUGGUUCCACUUGGAUGAGUUUGAGGACUUGAAAAAUAAUGGUUUCUUAAAAUCGGAAGCUCAUCCAAACGGUGGUAUUAAAAUUUUUCUUUCAGAUCGUAAUCCUGCUGCAAAAUUGCCUUCCGAAUUCACAAACUCGCUUUUGGUGGUAUCGUACGCUUGGGAUGGUAAUGCUUUUCCUGGAAAUGAAUUUUGGAUUAAAAUGCUAAAUAGUACCGGAGAUGCUUCAACUGCUUGCAGUACUCUUAUCACCGAACUGCACAAUCCAUUGAUUAAUUGUGAAAUGGUUAAUGGAGAAAAUCUUCAUAUUGCAUCAGAGGAAUUUGGUAUUAUACAUUUGGGAGAAUAUGCAAAAAAAAUUUUAGAGCAAAAGUGAAAAUUUUAAUAUAUUUUUAUAAUAUAAAUUA